GACCGGCGCAGGCCUCCAGCAAUUUGAACAGUUUAACUGCAAACAUGGAUAUCAGACCAAAUCAUACAAUUUACAUUAACAAUAUGAAUGACAAAAUUAAAAAAGAAGAAUUGAAGAGAUCCCUAUACGCCCUGUUUUCUCAGUUUGGCCAUGUGGUAGAUAUUGUAGCUUUAAAGACCAUGAAGAUGAGGGGGCAAGCCUUUGUUAUUUUUAAGGAACUGGGCUCAUCCACAAAUGCCUUGAGACAGUUACAAGGAUUUCCAUUUUAUGGCAAACCAAUGCGAAUCCAGUAUGCAAAAACAGAUUCGGAUAUAAUAUCUAAAAUGCGUGGCACUUUUGCUGACAAAGAAAAGAAGAAGGAAAAGAAAAAAGCAAAAACUGUGGAACAGACUGCAACCACUGCAAGCAAAAAGCCUGGUCAGGGAACACCAAAUGCAGCAAAUACCCAAGGAAAUUCAACACCAAAUCCUCAGGUCCCUGAUUACCCUCCAAACUAUAUUUUAUUCCUCAACAAUUUACCAGAAGAGACUAAUGAGAUGAUGUUGUCUAUGCUGUUUAAUCAGUUUCCGGGCUUCAAAGAAGUACGUUUGGUACCCGGAAGGCAUGACAUUGCUUUUGUUGAAUUUGAAAAUGAUGGACAGGCUGGAGCUGCCAGGGAUGCUUUACAGGGAUUUAAAAUCACACCGUCCCAUGCCAUGAAGAUCUCAUAUGCCAAAAAAUAACAUAUGGCAUAGUUG
Canis lupus familiaris (dog) is the source of this 737-nucleotide messenger RNA. RefSeq names its product U2 small nuclear ribonucleoprotein B''-like. NCBI's taxonomy places the organism in Eukaryota, Metazoa, Chordata, Mammalia, Carnivora, Canidae. Gene Ontology annotation, cellular component: U1 snRNP. Gene Ontology annotation, biological process: mRNA splicing, via spliceosome. The transcript has a single exon. The record is from RefSeq and is a predicted model, not a curated record. Bases 45 to 722 code for a protein of 225 amino acids. Gene Ontology annotation, molecular function: U1 snRNA binding.